Micropterus dolomieu (smallmouth bass) is the source of this 584-nucleotide messenger RNA. RefSeq names its product cytochrome c oxidase subunit 6A, mitochondrial. NCBI's taxonomy places the organism in Eukaryota, Metazoa, Chordata, Actinopteri, Centrarchiformes, Centrarchidae. The transcript is spliced from 4 exons. Gene Ontology annotation, biological process: mitochondrial electron transport, cytochrome c to oxygen. Gene Ontology annotation, molecular function: enzyme regulator activity. The record is from RefSeq and is a predicted model, not a curated record. Gene Ontology annotation, cellular component: mitochondrial inner membrane. Bases 157 to 465 code for a protein of 102 amino acids.
AUUGAAAUGGGGAGGAGUCUGACAGACUGAGUUCAGAUCAGGACAGACUGAAGGACAAACAACCAGAAAGGAGGAGUAAAUUAAGUGAGCAACAGGUUCGACAGAACCAGAACCACAAAAAUAAGAGGGCAAUAAAUAUUGCCUGCCUGAAGAACAAUGUCUCUAUCUCCCGCCGCCUUUGCAGCUCGUCAGGUGUUUGCUGCUGCGUCACAUUCAAGCCAUGAGGGUGGAGCGAGGACCUGGAAAAUACUGACCAUUGUGUUGGCCAUUCCUGGUGUUGGCGUCUGCAUGGCUAAUGCCUACAUGAAGAUGCAGGCGCACUCGCACUCGCAGCCAGAAUUCGUGGCAUAUCCUCACCUGCGUAUCCGCACCAAGAAAUUUCCCUGGGGUGAUGGAAAUCAUUCCCUAUUCCACAACACUCACACCAAUGCUUUGCCUGAUGGCUUCGAGAACUCCCAUCACUGAGAAGAUCGGCCAUAUUUCUCAGCUAUGUUUCCAGUCAGCAGUGUACUUGGAUUAAUUAUAUUGACUGCACUGCCUUCAAGCGUUGCAACCAGAAAGGAAUAAAACCACUUUGUGCUGUA